ACGCUCAAGUUAAUCCAUAUCAGAACGGCUUCAAAUAUUCUAAAAAUGUCAGUUCUCUUAUUUCGUAUCGCCAUUUUGAAGUAACAGAAUAAAUCCUGAUUCAUCAGUCUCAUAGUAAGACUCGUUUAAAUACCCAAAUAAAAUUGUAAUUUUACUAACUCAAUCGGUAAACCAAAUUUAUAUAUUUUUGUGCUAGUUACGGAACAAGUGAAGUUGAUAGUUUUGUUUUGAUCAGUUAGCGACUAAACUAAAAAUGGCGUGUGCGACAUUGAAGAGAUCUUUGGACUGGGAACCCGUUUUAGGGGGUCGACCAGCAAAACGAAGGCGAUGUGUACCUUUCUGCUCGAGUCCUACACAAAACGGAAUUGGAUCUCCAGGACCUUCGAAUAGUCCUACGGGAUCUACUUCACCUAAAAAUUCCGUUUUCCCUGAUGUUUUAAGCAAGAAAUUGACUACAGAAAAUCUAAUUGACAAUCUAAAGGAAGAAAUUAAAAGAUUGCAGAAGCGUAAACAAUUGCAAUACAUGGAGACAUCUGAUGGAAGCAGUUCAGGUGGAGAGUUCAGUGAAAAUCCAACUUUGUCAGAAAAACCAUUAUUUACAUUCAAACAGGUUGGCAUGAUUUGUGAGCGUAUGCUUCGGGAACGUGAAGUAGAAAUUAGAGAAGAAUAUGAUAAUGUUUUAACAACAAAACUUGCCGAACAGUAUGAUGCCUUCGUUAAAUUCACUUACGAUCAAAUCCAUAGAAAUUACACCAAUACAGCAGUACCAAGUUACCUGUCAUAAGGCGUGACGCAGAUUUCCAUGUCCGUACAUAGCGCUAUUGCUCUAGCCACUUUAUACAGUUGUUUAUACACUUAUACAUCCGUACAUUCACAUAGUAUAUUUAAAGACGAUAACAAAACAAAAAUACCAAUACAUUUGUAAUGCCGUUUGCGAGAUGCCUUAGUAAUAUUUAUAUAUAUAUAUAUAUGAACGUAACUUUUUAUUUCUUGCUGGCGAAACAAACAAAACAAUUGUGUAUAUACUCUCACUUUACCAUCAUUUUUUUGUAAUAAUUUAGGUGGAUACGUUUAAUUAUACUUUGUUAUAUUUCAUGUAAAUAUAUUUCUUAUUUUUUUGUAUGGAAAGAAUGGCGAUCGAAUUUUGUAUUGUCGCGGUGAUCGUUUUAGAAAGUAGAUGCGGCAUGAAGCAGAAAAAGUUGAAAGACCAACGACCUACGGUUAAGUGUGUAAUACACGUUAAAUGUACCUACCACAGGAUUUUUACCGUUUUUUGUAUGAAUUGAAAAUAUAGCGAUUAAAUAUUAGAAGUGUUUCUUUUCAUACUAUGAAUUUUCAAAAUUUUAUGAUACAAAAUUUUUAAUCAAGUUUAUUUAAUAACGCACAAUUCAUAUUUGUUUAUCUUGUUAUGAAACAAGUUGUUUUCUUGUAAAAUAUUUGUCAAUUUAGGGGUUAUACAAUAUUUUUGUCCUGACAACUAUUUAUCUUGAAAUUCGUUUUAUUCUUUUUUAAAAAUAUAUACUUUUGAAUCAAUAUAAGUGCAGUACAACUUCUGGUGUCAAAAAUUCUCAACUAUGUUGUUUGUUUUUGAUGUUUAGAAAUGAAAAGAACUUAUCGGGUGCCAAAUCAAAACUAUAUACCUCUUCAAUAUUUUUCUCCAUGGAGGAUUUUCCAAUUUUUGAUUAUUGAUAUUGAAAUUUGAUAUUACUUCAGCAUUUAUUCCUGCAAUAUCUACCAUCUGUAAAAGAACUACAAAAGGCCAGCAUCUUGUGAUCCUUUAUGGUGAACAAGGCAUAUUUUUGGUUCACUGUGUCCAUUCUUCCUUUUGUCUUAUUGUAGUUUAUAAUCGUAAUUGAAUUAUUGUCAUCAAUGUCUUCAGCUUCGUCAAUUGCAAAGAGCAGUAACACGGCCUCGUAUUUUUUGUUGCAUAUGAAACAAGUCAAAAAUAUUUUGCAGUCAGUUUAGGGGGUAAUAUUGAAAAAAAUUGUUAACCGCACUGUUUGUUCAUGAUUAUUAGGCACAAAAAGGACCUAUUUGUUGCUGCAUGGUCUAUACCUCAUAAACUAGACCUUUUACCUGGUUCAAACUUCAAUUUUUUGAUACAACAUGACCAGUAAUGUCACAUGAUCUUCAUCAGUUAAAGCAGAUUUUUUUCCUCGUGAAUCACUUUCAAAAUAUUCAUUACUAGUUUUAGUUAAUACAUUCACAUCUCGUAUCUCAUCAAGAAAUCAGAUCUAACUAUGGAAAUUUGGGUAUAUUCCUGUUGUAGAGCCUUCCAUGAGUACAAGUAAUUGAACGAAAUUUUACAGGCUACUUUGGAAAGAUAGUAUUAAAGUACUAAUGAUGGUCCAUCUGAUUACUCUUCCAUUUGCGAUUAAUCUUUUUAAAUUUAUAUAAUAUUGAAACUACACGUGGAAACUUUAAACAAAACCACUUCGACUUUUGACUAACACACUCUACCCCGGUAAAUGUCAGUUUAACUAGGAUUUGAUUUGUUAAAAAUAACUAUCAGUGCAGCCAACGCAAAUUUUUCAGCAGAAAGCUUCGGUAGACCAACGGAUGGUUGCUAAAGCGUUAUAAUACCGAAUCUAUGUAAACUAUCGGUGGAAUUUUGAACGGCGAUUGAAUAACAUCCGGUCGAACAAAACUUUUAUCAAUACCGACCGUAAGUCUUGCAGAUACAGUCAUAGCAGCGACCUUUCUUCUAUGCUCUAAGCCAUCCACGUUUUUGGUUAACUCUAGAUCAAAUUGCUCAAGGUAUACUUGGGAUCCGAAUUCCAAAUGUGCGAUCAAUACUCUAAAGAUGGACGAAUUUGAGUGUGGUAGAGGUUUAGAGGCAGUUUUGGUUUGUGUAGCUUUUUAGUCUUGAAGGGGGUUCCAACAUUUUUUAUAUUUAGAGUAUCCUGAAGGUAUGCUUGGAUUGCGAACUCCAAAUGUGCGAUCAAUACUCUAAAGAUGGACGAAUUUGAGCGGGGUAGAGGUUUAGAGGAAGUUCUGGUUUGUGUAGCUUUUUAGUCUUGUAGGAGGUUCCAAAAUUUUGUGAAGCCACUUUAGCUAAUACGGCCUCGGGACAUAUUGCUCUCAAAAACUUCUUUUCCAUGUUUUUUUAUCUGUCUGUUAUUGUAUGGUGGGUUGGAAAUCAUAUUUUAAUUUCAUCCCACUUUUUGUUUAUAUACAGUAUAAAUUUCAAAAACUAACAUGCAAAUAUUAGUCGUACAGCAAUCAACUUGUUUCAUUUUGUUCAAUUUACAUUUAUGUGCUUUAUAAAAUUUUAUUUUAUGUACAGUUAGUUUGGUUUAAAAAUUAAUAUUUUGAGGGAUAUUAACCAUAUAAGGACUGUUUCGUUUAAUUUUCUCGCAACCAAAUUUUUUUUUUUUUUCCUUAAAGUGUUUCUUAAUUUAAUUUAAUAAAUUUUUACGUUCAACAAGACUCAAAAUAUUUCCUUUUGAAUAAUUUUUUUUGUAUUUGUAUUUUUUUUGUAUUGAUAUUCCUUUUUUCAUGUUUUCCGCUUCACGCUGCUUAUAAGUGUAGUGUCAGAAUGAAGUUAAUUACUAGAGUAUGGUUAAGUUUUAAUAUUUGAGACUGUUGAAUUGAAAUGUGACAUUUUUGGAUCUUUAACAAAUUUAAUUUAGUGUAAUAUGGAAAAUUGGCGCAAUUCAAAAGGUACUGUCGAGAUUUACCAUACCACCGUUAUAUAAAACAUGAAAAAAUUCAUAUUCGUAGGAUAACGUGGAAAAUGUGACGUCUCCUGCACUAUGGGCGACUAUUUACGUUCAAAUAAGUGAGUAAAAAAACCAUUAUCACAAUUAUAAUUCUCGUUUUAUUACAUUAUAUAAAUAAUUUUGUUUUUUUUUAUUCUACUGGAUUGUUUAUAUUAGUUACAAAACCGUUCGAGUUUUACUGUACUAUUUAUCCCAUUUUUUCUUAUUGUAUGGGAGGUUUACCUAAAAUGAGAUAUUCAAGGUUUGGACAUAUUUUAAAAAAAGAGAACUGAUUUUUUUUAUAUAUUUAAACUAUUUCUAACGGUGGAGUAUAUUGAAACACAUUGUCUCUUACUCAAUUUAUUUACACACUUACAUUUAACUUACUCACUAUUUAUAAUAAUCAACUAUUGACUACUUCUGUAAUUUAUUUAAAUCCAUCGGUUACUUUUCACUAUUUCGAUCCGUUCACUGACUUAUUAGCUCAUAAAUAAACUAAUAUUUAUACCAUUUUUCAUAUAAUUCAAGAAAGUAAACAUAUAAAUUGUCCUUUCAAGAAAUUUGUUUUAAAAAACAAUAUAAAGAAAUCGCCGUUGAGAUAAAAUCACCCGUCGCGCUCUCCAAAUUUCAUCAUUACCAAACACGACCGGCUUCACGGUCCAUGUCGUGGACGAGUUCUUCUCUAAAACGGGAUCAAUAGUGUAGCAAAGUUUGGUCUGUUUGUUUACAUUCGCGAAACACAUUAUAGGAGAGUCAGAGGCCGGGCGCAAGCCAUUAAUUUCUGGAAAUUAGUGAAUAGAAAAGAACAUAAAGCUCUCAGCCACAGUAUCCCAUUUUAGGUAAACUUCUACUAAUUAUCAUUUGUGACAAAGUCUAUUAAAUGUGGUAUUAAAAUGUCAUUUACAAAUAUUUUUGUUUACAUAGAAAUCGUCCCAUUGUAAAAUUUAGAAUUUACUGUUACUCUAAAAUAUGUUAUACGGGAUGUUUACAAAGUUACAGCAACUAUAAGAAGUUCGGCAGUUUGUAUAAUUGAACAGGUUUACAAUUAUUUCUUGUCGACAUCAUUAUUUAAUGAUUGUCGAAAUACAUACCUAAUUUACUAGUUUUCGUCUUACUGAUAUCAUUUUUAUGUCCAGGUUUUUUUAUUACAUCACCGACAUUUUCUUAUUGAAAAACGUUUUACGUCGUGAUUCCUUCUUCAGGUUUUCUUGGAGAUAUUGAAUUCUCGCACCUCUCUGUUUAUAAUUAAGAUUGGAAUAUGAAUAGCAAGGUUCCUUUUGUGUUAUUGUUUUACCCUAUUUUUAAUAUCCCUCAUCAGUUCCUGAAUUUUUAUUUGUUUUUUCUUUAAUAGCUUCAUGAUUUUGCUCUUUAUUUUGUUAUUAUUGGGUUUAGUGUUUUUGUAUACCUGUUUGCUCCAGUUUCUUAUUUGAUGAGGUUUCUGAAGAUCUAUACUAAGUACGCCAACAAACUAUGAUAAAACUUGAGAUAUUUUUCACAAUAUUUUCAAGGAAAAUAUUUUCUACAGUUCGCGUACCUCCGCGUUUUUCCAUCUGGGUUUUUUAAAAAUUUUCCUAUUCCAAAAGUGUUAUGCAUCUGUAAGUGAAAUAAACUUUUUUCUUAUUAUUAUUAUUAUAAAGAAUUCGAAUUUAUAUUUUUUCAAUGUAAAGUAUUUUAUUACGUUUUUAGUAACAAAAUCAUUUCGUUACUGAAUUUUUAUAAUGGACAUUUUUAAAUUUUGUAAUUUUUAUCUUGAUUAAUGAUACAAAAUUGGGAAUAAAAAAACUAAAUAGUUUUGUGCGUUUUUAAUCAAUUUUCCAUAUCGAUAAUAUGAAUGGAAUGAAACUUUCUAAAAUGCUUUUGACAUUGUUUAAUUAUUAAUAUUAUCCACGUUAUGUAAUGAUCAGUGAAAUGUAAAUUCAGCUAAUAUAUCAAAAAAUAAUCUUCAUAUAGAUAAAUUCAAGUAAAUGUCUAAAUAUACAUUAAAAAUCUAGUAAAAAUAUUUUCUAUCAGUAUACAGCACACGCCAACUAGUAUGAGGUAAAACCGCGCAUUGCUGACAAUAUUUAACAGUCGAUCAGUGGUGUUAACUUAUUUAAAUUGCAUUAAAAAUAUUUAUUUUUGCUUUAUAAUUAAUAAUUAUAAUUAUGUAGAGAUUUCUUAGUAGUAUAGGGUUUUUGGUCUUCGUAAAACGCCCUUUAGAGAACUCGUCGUGCUUCGUAUAUGGCACUGAGGUGGAGGAGAGCAAUAAUUGUCAUCUGUCUUAUUGGGGAUGUAAGAUUGACUCAAUCCUACAAUUAUACUACUCCAUCACUCCAAACUUGAAGUCUUCUUCGUCCUUAGGAAACUCAAACUUCUCGUUGUUCGAAUUCUUUUAUAUCUUGACUUCUAGUUGAAAAUAUUGAUCUUCUUUUUUAAAAACAAGAUCACAUUUUAUGCUGAAUUAAUUCUAGUUCCUCCAAUUGCCUUAUGUUGUCCUUAACGGUACCUCAUGUAUGCUCAAUCGGAUUUAAAUCCGGAUGAUAUGAGGGCUAGUUCAAUACAAUGAGGCCCCGUUCAUAGUAGAAUAGGUUUGAAAUUACCAAAGGCGAAUGACAUUCAUAAAGCCGAUCAGCAGUGUUCCCAACUCUCAAUAAUUUAUCUCUCUAAGGCCCCAAUAAAAAACCCCUAAAAUCCCCACGAUUACUAUAAUAUUUAUUAUUUAUGAAAUAAAUAAUUGAAUAUUUUUUAAAUAAAUAACAUUAAAAAUAAUGAAAUAUCAUAGCUAAUAAUAAAUUUCAAUUAAUUAAUAAAUAAUUCAAUUUCAAGUAACGAAUCAUUUUUCAAAUUCUGCUUUUUUAUAUUAUACAUAUGGACAUUAAAUAAUUUUAACAUUUAUACGGGGGUUGAAAUAUCGUGCAUGUCGACCAUUCUGUUGCAGUGUGAAUCGAACCAUAAUCAUUUUUUGUAACAUUUUAAUCCAUAAUCAUCGAUUGAAAUGUUACAUUUCCCUCCUAAAUUUGAGGGGGGGAACCCAUAAGUUGGGAACCUUGCCGAUUAGGCUCUUUGGUUUGAAUCGUUGGACGAAUCAGGAUAUGAUUAGAGCUCCGCUCGAGUCACGGCCAGCUGCAGGUCUGGUCGUCCCUCCGAGUUCGCAUAGCUAGUACGGAGGUAUACUGAGGGUGUUUUAUUAGCCAUCUCUUCAAACCUUGGUCUUCUUUAUCCUUUUUUUUUUUCUCCGCACCGUUGAUGUUGAGCCAAGUUUUGUCAAAAUUACCGGUCAGAUCUUUAAUAUAAGCAGAAACCGAUGCUUUUGGGGGGCAAUGUGUUCCGUGGUCCCUAUUUGCACUUGAAAUUCCGCCAGGUUUUCUUGAGACAUUGUUCGGAAUACCUGAUCUCAGGUACCAUUCAUCCCUCAGCACGAUUAAUUGGCUUAAGCUCAUAAAAAGGAGUCGUCCUUUGCACCUCAUGACUAGGUGCGCCCUAAGAGGUCACUGGUAAUACUGAAUUAGGUUUUAACAAUGAUAGGAGUUGAACGAAUUUCAGUAUCUCCCAAUUUCUUCCUAGUUGACGUUAAAAGUAUAUUUAGACAAAAUUAAAUUGCUUAAAAAUGUACCCAACGAUAAUUAUAAUGUUGUAUGUUAGGUAAUUAUAAAUUUUGGUCAAAAAAUUUUUGUAAUUGAUCAUUUUUAUAACGGAUUAUAUAAUUAAAAUUUGAAUUUAAGUAAUAUUAAUAUGGUAAAUUAUAUAUACCUAAAAAAAUGUAAGUAAUUUUCUAUUCGACUAUUUUUGUGAUCCCCCCUGUAUCUUAAUGUUAAGGAGACAAUUCUCAUUUGUUAGCAUUAGAUUGUAAGUGUAAGUGAUCCGAUAAAAAAAAUAUUUCUAGGCUUUUUAAUUUAUUUAAGCGUCUUUUUUUUCUAUUAAAAGUUAUAAAAUGGAUAGUUACGAUUUUCGUUUACCUCGUAACAUAAACAUUAUGAUAUUUAGGAUUAAUUUGUUAUUAAGAAGUCUUAUGAUAUUUAAUAAAAAAAAUGGGCUUUAUAAA
Messenger RNA from Diorhabda carinulata, 7722 nucleotides. Its product is annotated as akirin. The record is from RefSeq and is a predicted model, not a curated record. The coding region runs from base 254 to 784 and encodes 176 amino acids. Gene Ontology annotation, molecular function: transcription coregulator activity. Gene Ontology annotation, biological process: positive regulation of transcription by RNA polymerase II; positive regulation of innate immune response. Gene Ontology annotation, cellular component: chromatin; nucleus. Lineage: Eukaryota; Metazoa; Arthropoda; Insecta; Coleoptera; Chrysomelidae. The transcript is spliced from 4 exons.